Molecule: messenger RNA, 3597 nt
Organism: Coregonus clupeaformis (lake whitefish)
Lineage: Eukaryota; Metazoa; Chordata; Actinopteri; Salmoniformes; Salmonidae
Product: protein phosphatase 1 regulatory subunit 12A-like
Biological process (GO): signal transduction
Cellular component (GO): Z disc; cytoplasm; A band
Molecular function (GO): enzyme inhibitor activity; phosphatase regulator activity; protein kinase binding
Source: RefSeq, a predicted model, not a curated record
UCUGAUCGGCCAGGGGGCCAGCGUGGGGGUGGUGAACAGCGAGGGGGAGACGCCACUGGACAUUGCUGAGGAGGAGGCCAUGGAGGAGCUGCUGAAGAAUGAGAUCAACCGACAAGGCGUGGACAUCGAGGCGGCCAGGAAGGAGGAGGAGCGGAUCAUGCUGAGGGACGCCCGGCAGUGGCUCAACAGCGGAACCAUCAACGAUGUCCGACACGCAAAGUCCGGGGGGACCGCGCUCCACGUCGCCGCCGCCAAGGGAUACGCAGAGGUUUUAAAGCUUUUAAUCCAAGCAGGGUAUGAUGUAAAUAUUAAAGACUUUGACGGCUGGACCCCGCUCCACGCUGCUUCACAUUGGGGCAAAGAGGAGGCCUGCAGGAUACUGGUGGAGAACCUGUGUGACAUGGACCUUAUCAAUAAAGUGGGUCAGACAGCUUUUGAUGUGGCAGAUGAAGAUGUCCUUGGCUACUUAGAGGAAUUACAGAAGAAGCAGACUCUGCUCAAUAGUGAAAAGAAGGACGUUAAGAAGUCUCCCUUGAUAGAAACGACAACCACUGGGGACAACAAUCAAAAUCUAAAAUCCAUUAAGAGCAAAGAGACCCUCCUCCUGGAUCCCGAGAAGCCCGCCCCGCGCAUCGAGACCCUGGAACCGGAGAAGGUGGACGAAGAAGAGGAGGGCAAGAAGGACCAGGAGUCCAGCUGCUCCAGCGAGGAGGAAGAGGAGGAAGACUCUGAGUCUGAGACUGAAGCCGACAAGAGCAAGAUUCCUGUCCCUGUGAGCAACAGUAACGGCACUACUGUGGUGCCAGCGCCGACCAGCGUUACGGCGUCCUCCACCUCCCCAACCAGCCCCACUAACCAGGUGACUCCCACCUCGCCUGUCAAGAAGUCUGAUUAUAUUACUGCCCUCAUGCCUGUGGCGGAGCCAAGCUGUCCUGCAUUGUGGCGUCAAGGCUUGCGCAAAACUGGCAUUUCUCUUGGUCCCAAAAAACCCAUGGUGGCCCAGCAGGUGUCCCCUGCCGGUAAGGUCUCUCCUAAAGAGGUCUCCCCUAAAGAUAAACAGGAGGAUGACAAGACUAAGAAAUCGGACGUGUCCCCGGCGUCGUGGCGCCUGGGCCUGAGGAAGACGGGCAGCUACGGGGCGCUGGCGGAGAUCACAGCCACUAAGGAGGCCCAGAAGGAGAAGGACACAGCCGGGGUGAUGCGCUCGGCCUCCAGCCCCCGCCUCUCCUCCUCCCUGGACAACAAGGACAAAGAGAAGGAAAAAGACAAAGGAGCCAGACUUGCCUACGUUGCCCCCACCAUCCCCAGGAGACUGGCCAGUACAUCAGACGUUGAUGAGAAGGAGAACAGGGACUCUGCUGCUAGUCUGGUACGUAGCGGCUCCUACACCAGGAGACGCUGGGACGAUGAGCUGAAGAACAGUGAAGGAAGCGCUUCCACCAACCGAACAACACCCAGCUAUCAGCGCAGCACGUCCCACACGCUAACGCUAGGGCGGAGCGGCAGCACGCGGGACGUGCCAGCCAAGUCCUCGUCCGCCUCCAGCUUGGACCCUAACACCUGUAACACUAAACUCUGGCAGUCGCCCGCCUCCCAGUCUUACAGCAUUUACCGCAGUGGUUCCUUUGGCAGGAGGCACGAGGACCUGGGUUCGACCACCUCUUCCUCCACUAGCACCACCACCACCUCGUCUGUUACCUCGCCCACCGGCCACCGUGACCGAAGCCUGCUCUCCAGCCUGGGCUCCUCCACCCGCACCGGAUCCUCCAGCCUCACCAGCAGGUACUGGGCAGAGGAGAGUGCGGAGAGGGAAAAGGAGCGUGAGAAGGAGUCUGCGACUGUCAUCCCUACGAUUAACACUGGUUCUACCACCACCACAACGUCCACUACUGGCACUAUCAUUGGCUCUGACGGCAGGGAGAGACGCAGGUCCGACACGCGCACAUCGUACCUCACGCCUGUCCGGGAUGAAGAGUCUGAGUCCCAGAGGAAAGCCCGCUCCAGACAGGCUAGACAGUCCAGGAGGUCUACCCAGGGUGUGACUCUGACUGACCUCCAAGAGGCAGAGAAGACCAUUGGCAGGAGCCGCCCCACACGGACCCGGGAGGAGGAGAAGGAAGAGACUGAGAAACAAGACAAGGAGAAGAAGGAGACUGGUGAGACCAAGGAGGACGACUACCGGUCCAGGUACCGCAGCUUCGAAGAGACUUACCAGCGCUACCGUCCCUCCACCACUUCAACCACCUCCACCCUGAGCACGGCCUCCACCCCGUCCUCCUCCACUUCCCUGUCCACCUCCUCCAGCUCCCUCAACAGGCCCAACAGCUUGACGGGCAUCACUUCCUCCUCCAGCUCCCUCAACAGGCCCAACAGCCUGACGGGCAUCACUUCCUCCUCCAGCUCCCUCAACAGGCCCAACAGCCUGACGGGCAUCACCACCUCCUACAGCCGCUCCUCUAGGGACACUGAGAAAGAAUCAGACAAGAAGCAGCAGCAGGAGGAGGAGAAAGAGGGAGAGGAUAAGUCCCAGCCCCGCUCCAUACGGGAUCGCCGGCGGCCCCGUGAGAAGAGACGCUCCACCGGGGUGUCCUUCUGGACCCAAGAUGGGAGUGAUGACAAUGACCCAGACCAGUCGGCGGACUCAGAGGAAGGCAGCAUCAAGGGUGAACCUCAGAGCGACCGACUGUCCAGGAAUGAAAGCAGCACUUCCUCUUUCGACCGAAAUGACCACCUGGGUAGCCGUGGCGAGGGUCGCAGGUCAUUCUCAAGCAGGCUGGACCGAGACGAUAGCACUGACUACAAGAAGCUUUAUGAGCAGAUCCUAGCAGAGAAUGAGAAGCUGAAGGCCCAGUUACGUGACACAGACCUGCAGCUGACUGACUUGAAGCUACAGCUGGAGAAGGCCACACAGAGGCAGGAGCGCUUUGCUGACCGGUCGCAGCUUGAGAUGGAGAAAAGGGAAAGAAGAGCUCUAGAAAGGAAGAUCUCUGAGAUGGAGGAGGAACUCAAGACGCUACCAGACUUGAAAGCAGACAACCAGAGACUAAAGGACGAGAACGGAGCUCUUAUUCGAGUCAUUAGCAAGCUUUCCAAGUAGAACAGACCCCCUCCCCGCCCUCCUGCACCCGCCCACUCCUCCAUGGCAGUGACUAAUGGAAUUGCAACUUUUAGGUAUUAAUUGCAAGAGACAUCAGCAACAAGAAGACUCCUUCUUCCCUCGCUCCUCUCCUCUACCACCACCACAGCAUCCUCCCAUCCAUUUCCUCCCUCUCUCCAUUAGGUUAUUAUCCACUUCAACCUGUGGCUGCUCUCCAGAUAGAACCACUGAGUUUACAUUAGCAAAGGAAAGGGUUGUGAAUGGCAUGUAAAAGCGUUUGCGGGCGGGGAAGCCUCAACUAUUUAACCAAUAAGCCUUAGUUGUACAUAAAACACUUGUAUCGAUCUCUCGGCUGUCACAGAAGAACAGUUAUUUCACCGGAUUUUUUUUGUGCCACAAACUCUUAUUUCAUCUUUUUGUUUUCAUUUCCUGUUUGUUCCUCGACCUACAUACAAGGGUUGUGCGAUGUGUAGUUGUCCUGUUCUUUCUGACCCCCCCAG